AUGAAUGCUAGCCUGAAUCUUGCGCCAAAGAGAAACCGAGAAAGUACGUCCAGAGUUCGAACUGGAUGCAGCACUUGUAAAGCUCGUCGAGUGAAAUGCGAUGAAGCAAAACCUAUCUGUCGACGUUGCACCACUGGAGGCCGAGAAUGCGAGUAUAGCACCGCACGUACAGCACCACCACGAAACGUGGUCACGGUAUAUCUGCCUCCUGCGCAAAGUCAACCGGUAUUCUUCGUAAAUGAUCGCGGCCUCGAAUUCUUCCACCAGAAACUUGCUGCGAAGUUGGAUGGUCAAUUCACCUCACAGUUCUGGAGCAAGCUUGUUUUACAACUAUCACACUCCGAACGAUCAAUUCGACAUGCCAUAUCAGCCAUCAGCAUUAUUUAUCAAGAUGUCGAAUCGUCUUUACGGCACCCGGCAGGCUAUGUUAAUGCCAAUCCUGAGGCUCAAAAAGAGUGGAACAAAGCAAUGAAGAGCCUAUCAGCGCGAAUUCAAGCACAUCCCAACUCGAACUUGGUACCCUUGACCUGCUGCCUUAUGUUCACGUGUAUCGAGCUCCUUAAAGGAAAUGUUGAAUCUUCUAUGCUUCACGUUCUGAGUGGGUUCAAAAUUCUAGCUGCGCUCCGUCCCAGCAGCGACGCAGCCCAGGGUCCAGGGUCCAACCUCUCGUCCAACGAUCUUAAAGCCAUCGAAGAUCAUAUCAUUCCGAUAUUUUCACGCCUGAAUGUUCUUUGUUCUCUCGCUGGCAGAAUGACUCCGCCAAUUUACGCCCCUACAACUAAAGAGGAUUUUCCCCAGGAAGACCUUGCUCAUUCUAGACAACGGCUCAUCGAAAUCUUAGAUACCUGCAUCCGAUUCAUUGGCAAAGUCAGUAUCAAAGCAGCUAUGUUUCAAAUCGACGUCGACGAGUUCAUUGAACAGAUUAAACAUCAGACAAGGCUAAACACAUGGCGCGACCGGCUAGAUGAACUUCUCGAACGAAUGCAGGCUGCCGGAAAGCCGGCGAAAGAAGACGCACUCAAUCUACUUUUGGUACAUUACAAAGUCGUUUACAUCUGGAUACGAGUCUGCACCGCAGCUGGGGAAAUGGCCACAGACUCUUACCACGCUGACUUUGAAGAGCUUGUGCGUUACGCGGAACAGGUUGUCAAGCCGGGUGUGGGAAUGGCGACACCACAAAUGCUGUCAUUCGACAUUCAAAUCCUAGGGCCCCUAUAUUAUACCGCGCUGAAAUGCCGUCAUCCCGCAACACGGAGACGUGCCCUGGAAUUGCUGCAAUUGGCGCCUCGACGGGAAGGGCUCUGGAAUGCACAUCACGCAUACGUAACUGCCAAGCGAGUGAUUGAGCUGGAAGAAAGACAUCUCAAUGGCCAGGACUUGCCAGACGAGACUUCGAGACUGUAUGGUCUCGUCUUGCCCGAUGAUGGGUCACGGAUCUACAACCUGAGCGAGAUGCCUUUUGACAUUCGGAAGUUUGGCUACAGCAUCGUGCCCAGCCCGGCUUAUCCAGGCAUGGUUGAAGCUGUAUUCCACACAAAGCCGUGGGGGCCAUUGGGAGAGUGGCAUACAAUCACGGAGUAUAUCGAGCUAUGA
This is a messenger RNA of Penicillium pulvis, 1593 nucleotides long. RefSeq names its product Zn(II)2Cys6 transcription factor. Gene Ontology annotation, biological process: regulation of DNA-templated transcription. Bases 1 to 1593 code for a protein of 530 amino acids. The record is from RefSeq and is a predicted model, not a curated record. Lineage: Eukaryota; Fungi; Ascomycota; Eurotiomycetes; Eurotiales; Aspergillaceae. The transcript has a single exon. Gene Ontology annotation, molecular function: DNA-binding transcription factor activity, RNA polymerase II-specific; zinc ion binding.